AUGUCAAUACCCAUUCCAGAGAGUGAAGUGAAUACAGAUCAUUACAACAUGAAAUUAGUAAAUGUUUAUGCUUCGAUGGAAUACGAAACACUGGACCCCGAUACAGGUUUUGCUGGAUCAGUCUGUUCCUACACUUGUCCAGAAAAUUGUAGGAUAUCACAUGAAGCUGCGACAUGUAACGUUGAUACCGGAGAAUGUUUACUCGGUUGCCAGCGAGGAUAUGCCGGACCAAAUUGCACUUUUGAGUGUCCGAUCAGUUGUGGCAUAACGGACGAGCUGUACACACAGACUUGUAACGCAACUUCAAGCCAAUGUUUGUUUGGUUGUUUGCGAGGAUACGGAGGAUCAGACUGUUCUGUUAAGUGUUCAUUGACGUGCAGACAACCUUCAACUUACAACAUUGAAACUUGUGACAAAACCGGUGAAUGUUUACAUGGUUGCUUUCCUGGUUAUGUUGGUCCAUAUUGUUCUUAUGAAUGUCCUGAAAAUUGCUCGCACAACAUUCUUAGCACUACAAAUAUAUGUAAUUACAGUACGGGUGAAUGUUUACAUGGUUGUAAACCAGGAAAUGCCGGUCCGUUUUGCUCGUACGAAUGUCCUUCAAACUGUAUGACUCCAGUAGAUAUGGAAACAGAAACCUGCAACUACACAAACGGUGAAUGUAUGCAUGGUUGCACGGAUGGGUAUGCUGGACCAGACUGCUAUUUUGAAUGUCCUUCAAACUGCAUUUUUUCAUCUGAGAACGAGACGGGUACAUGUAAUCAUAAAACAGGAGAAUGUUUGCAUGGAUGCAAUCAAGGUUAUGCUGGAAACAAAUGCUUUGUUGAAUGUCCACAGAACUGUGCUCAUACUAACAAUAGAGGUGACGAAAUCUGUAACGCAAAGUUUGGGGAAUGUUUGUACGGUUGUAAAGAUGGCUUUUAUGGUCGAAAUUGUACAUACGCAUGUUCUGCUGUAGACCCAAAUUGCAAGCUAUGUACUGCAAAGAAUGAUGACAGACUUAAUACCAGCAACAUCUACGCUAAGGUUAGGCGAUCAUAUAAGGAUAAAUACAGUAUGGUGGAAAAAUAUAAAAGGAAUGAAAUGAUCAUAAUGGAAUCGUAUGCGAUGAAUGCAGCAAAAACUUCUAUCGAGGCAGUGGUAAAUGCGUUGCAUGUAACUACUGGUGUAAAUGGGAUCCAACUAGUCCUUUACCGACUUGCAGGGAAACUGACGGAUAUUGUAACUUCGGUUGUAAGAGGAGUCGCUAUGGUUCGGUUUGUGUAUUCAGAUGUUCCUCUACCUGCAAAGAUAUUUGUCAUAGAGAAACUGGGAUGUAAUCCUAACUACUGGGGAGAGAAAUGCAAGCAAAACUGCAAUGUAAACUGCAACAAGCCAUUAGACGGCAGCAUUGCUACAUGCGACAGCAUUAAUGGGACCUGUCUUUCGGGUUGUAAUGAAAAUAAGUUCUGGGAUAAUUAUUGCGAUAAAUCCUGCUCAGACGGUUGUUUAUAUGGAACAUGUCAGAAGGAAUCCGGAAACUGCACUGACGGGUGUACAUCUAAGACUGUAUAUGGCUUGCGUUGUGAUGAAGCAUGCAAUGAAAAUUGUCUUGAUGGCACGUGCGAGAGAGACGACGGUUAUUGUGACGUUGGUUGUUCUGCAGGAAGCUAUGGGAAACGUUGUGAUAGGACAUGUAAUAAAAAUUGUAUAAAUGGCACGUGUAACAGAGAAAAUGGAAAUUGCGAUAAUGACUGUGUUGUAGGCAGCUACGGUGGUCCGUGUGAUUUAGUUUGCAGUGACAAAUGUUUGAACAAUACUUGUGAGAGAACAAAUGGUAACUGCACUGAUGGUUGUAUAUCAGGAUACGAGGGAGUUUUCUGCGAAAAUGUCGAGGACAUUAAAACAAUGUAUUAUAACAAACAAGGUAGGAAAACGAUUGCUUACUUAUUGCAGUAUUCACUUCUAAUCAGUUAA
Mercenaria mercenaria is the source of this 1956-nucleotide messenger RNA. RefSeq names its product multiple epidermal growth factor-like domains protein 6. Gene Ontology annotation, molecular function: scavenger receptor activity. The record is from RefSeq and is a predicted model, not a curated record. Bases 1 to 1956 code for a protein of 651 amino acids. The transcript has 6 exons. NCBI's taxonomy places the organism in Eukaryota, Metazoa, Mollusca, Bivalvia, Venerida, Veneridae.